AUGGCGGGAUGGUGUUUUCAUGUUUUACAGGCUGCGCUCGCUGCUACCCUUUGUGCAGCCUCAAAGCUAUCCUGCAGCGAACCAGCCUGCAGUGACCAACAUGGACUGCUGCAGACAGUCAGACGAGACCACCGCAAAUCCAUGGCGGGUGCGCAUCGACGUCAACUACCGGGUCUGGGUCCAGGAUUAGAGCCACCUGACGGCAAGACGAUCUUCGGCAUCAUUCCACAAGACGAUCAGCCGCCCUCCGUCAUUGCACAGCGGAUGCGAGAGGCUGGUGGCAUGGCACCUGCUGGCUACACCAUCUUCAUCGAAAUCCCAAUGAGAUCUGGAGACCGAUGGAGACUGCAGAACUUCAUGAGUGCGGCUCAACUUGCUCCGGUGGUGGUGUCUGCCGAGCCCUUCUCGAACAUGAGCAGUUUGCAACUAUCCGAUGCGCAGGAGCUGGCUGGCUAUUGCCGGCGCUACGAGGAAGCAGGGGGGGCUGGCUGCCUCCUUCGUUAUGCUCACGAGAUGAAUGGCGCUUGGUAUCCCUGGUGCCAGAGGCCAAGUGAGUUCCGAUCCACGUUUCGAAUGCUGGCAGGAGCCAUUCACGCAAUCACUGCUCGCAGUGGAAUGGUCUGGUCUGUCAACGAAGGGAGUGGAUAUCCUUUCUCCGGUGGCGCCUACAACUGUCAGCAGGGGAUGUCUUGCUUCUCAGAAGUGGAUACCAACGGAGAUGGAGUUUUCGACAAGUUUGACGAUCCCUACGUGCCUUACUACCCUGGUGACGACGUGGUGGAUUGGGUUGGUAUUACUGUUUAUUCCUGGGGUCUCCAGUAUCCUUUUGGCGAGAAUCAGCUUCCACAGGACAACUACUUCGUCAAUCGCAUCAGAGGAAACUACGUCGGUCCUGCUGGCGACUACAGGAGUACCCCCGACUUCUACUUGAUCUAUUGCUCCCCGCAAGGUGGACACAGCAAGCCGAUGAUGCUCACCGAGUCAUCGGCGCUUUACGCAGUUGGGGCGCCAUUCGGAGGAGCGGCCAGCAAUAUGGACAUCAAGAGAAACUGGUGGAUGCAGGUCUUCGGAUUGACGGUGUGCCCACCGUCAAGCCUCUGCGGUGGCGCUGAAUUUCCCAUGUUGAAAGGAAUCAUGUGGUUCGAUGUCAUCAAGCGAGAGGGAGCAGCACAAAAUGCCACAGUGGACUGGUCCGUGACUCAAAACACAUCGAUGGCGCAAAACUUCGCCCAGGAUGUUCUGAACCAGCCAGGUGGAAGGGCAAGGUACAUGGGCCUGGAUGAACUAAACGAAAUGCGUGGCUGCGCAAAUGAUGAUGUGGACAACUGCGCAGAGACAAAGUGCUGUGUAUCUCCAGGUUCUACAUGUUACAAGAAGGAUGACGGCUGGGCCGCAUGCAUGGCCAGCUGUGUUCCAGGCAUCGACUACAGUGAGCCUCCGCAAUACCAGACACCGUGGAGUUGUGAGGACUUGUCUGAGAUACAAACAUGCUCGGCCGAUAGAGUGGAGAAUUGUGCAGAGACAAGGUGCUGCAUAUCUCCGGGUUCUACAUGCUACAAGAAAAAUGACGGGUGGGCAGCAUGUGGGAGCAGCUGUGUUCCUGGAAUAGAUUUCACCGAAGCUCCUCAGUACCAGUCGCCUUGGAGUUGUGAAGUGUUAUCGGCUCCCACCGUGAUUCCAACCGCGCCUCCUACAACAACGCCUCCUAUUAUCUGCUCAGAGGACAGAGUGGAGAAUUGUGCAGAGUCUAAGUGCUGCACGUCCUCAGGGUCCACAUGCUACAAGAAGGAUGAUAAUUGGGCCACCUGCAUGGUCAGCUGUGUUCCUGGAAUCGACUACACCGAUCCGCCACAGUACCAGACACCUUGGAGUUGUGAGGUGUUGUCAACCCCAACUUCAAUUCCGACAUUGCCUCCGACUUUACCUCCAACCACAGCUCCAACCUCGCCUCCCGUUGUAUGCUCAGAGGACAGAGUGGAGAAUUGUGGAGAGACGAGGUGCUGCGAAUCCUCAGGGUCUACGUGCUACAAGAAGGAUGAUGGUUGGGCCACCUGCAUGGCCAGCUGUGUUCCUGGAAUCGACUACAGCGAGCCGCCUCAGUACCAGACACCUUGGAGUUGUGAGGUGCUGUCAACCCCAACUUCAAUUCCGACAUUGCCUCCGACUUUACCUCCAACCACAGCUCCAACCUCGCCUCCCGUUGUAUGCUCAGAGGACAGAGUGGAGAGUUGUGGAGAGACAAGGUGCUGCGCAUCUCAAGGGUCUACGUGCUACAAGAAGGAUGAUGGUUGGGCCACAUGCAUGGCCAGCUGUGUUCCUGGAAUCGACUACACUGAUCCGCCACAGUACCAGACACCUUGGAGUUGUGAGGUGCUGUCACCUCCACCUUCAAUUCCGACGCUGCCUCCGACUUUACCCCCAACCACACCUCCAACCUCGCCUCCCGUUGUAUGCUCAGAGGACAGAGUGGAGAAUUGUGGAGAGACGAGGUGCUGCGAAUCCUCAGGGUCUACGUGCUACAAGAAGGAUGAUGGUUGGGCCACCUGCAUGGCCAGCUGUGUUCCUGGAAUCGACUACAGCGAGCCUCCUCAGUACCAGACACCUUGGAGUUGUGAGGUGCUGUCAACCCCAACUUCAAUUCCGACAUUGCCUCCGACUUUACCUCCAACCACAGCUCCAACCUCGCCUCCCGUUGUAUGCUCAGAGGACAGAGUGGAGAAUUGUGGAGAGAAAAGGUGCUGCACAUCUCCAGGGUCCACAUGCUACAAGAAGGAUGAUGGUUGGGCCACAUGCAUGGCCAGCUGUGUUCCUGGAAUCGACUACAGCGAGUCUCCACAGUACCAGACACCUUGGAGUUGUGAGGUGUUGUCAGCCCCAACUGCCAUUCCGACAUUGCCUCCGACUCUACCCCCAACCACACCUCCAACCCCGCAACCCGUCGUAUGCUCAGAGGACCGAGUGGAGAAUUGUGGAGAGACAAGGUGCUGCACAUCUCCAGGGUCUACGUGCUACAAGAAGGAUGAUGGUUGGGCCACCUGCAUGGCCAGCUGUGUUCCUGGAAUCGACUACACCGAUCCUCCACAGUACCAGACACCGUGGAGUUGUGAGGUGCUGCGUUGA
This is a messenger RNA of Symbiodinium sp. CCMP2592, 3120 nucleotides long. The record is from the annotation of a GenBank genome assembly. Lineage: Eukaryota; Dinophyceae; Suessiales; Symbiodiniaceae.